Lactuca sativa (garden lettuce) is the source of this 456-nucleotide messenger RNA. The record is from RefSeq and is a predicted model, not a curated record. Lineage: Eukaryota; Viridiplantae; Streptophyta; Magnoliopsida; Asterales; Asteraceae.
AUGGGUACCAGAAAGAUUUUCUUACAGGAAGCAGGGGGUCUUUCAUAUCAACAUGAAAAGUACCAUGUUCCAAUCAUCCAUACAGAUAUAAGAACUAGCAACAUUCUACUUGAUAGAGAAUUGCAGCAAAAAAUAGCAAAUUUUGGGCUUAUAAGACUGCUACCAGAAGAUACGACUCAUCUUAGCACAAAAUUCUCAGGGACUUUGACUAUAGCUGUUCACUUCACCAACCCAUUCCAUGUCAGCACACGUGUAGCAGAUAAAUGCAGUGAUGGCACCUUGCUUUUGCAGGUGAUACUCCACUCACAAGUGAAGGCUAACUUAACCAUACACGAUUCUUGGCUGGACCUAAAAGACGGUUUUACCCUUGCUGGUGAAAGUCAAAGUAAUGGAAGACCAACAUCCGCCUUCUUUCCACUUGUAGUUCCUUCUACAUCAAGAGCCGAAAUCUUAUGA